Trypanosoma brucei brucei TREU927 is the source of this 414-nucleotide messenger RNA. RefSeq lists its product as hypothetical. The coding region runs from base 1 to 414 and encodes 137 amino acids. Gene Ontology annotation, cellular component: mitochondrion. The record is from RefSeq and is a predicted model, not a curated record. Lineage: Eukaryota; Euglenozoa; Kinetoplastea; Trypanosomatida; Trypanosomatidae. Gene Ontology annotation, molecular function: thiosulfate-cyanide sulfurtransferase activity. The transcript has a single exon.
AUGGGUCAGAGCACAUCUUACGAGGAGCUAGACCGCAAGAGGGCACUUAACAAGUUUCACAUGGCAGCUCUUCUGAAGAGUAAGCGAAGUGGUAAGAGCGAAAACACUUUCAUUGUUGAUGUACGAGACGCCUUUGAAGUAAAAAGAUAUGGUACUAUCCCCUUCUCCGUACAUAUUCCAUCCUCGGAGGUGCGAAGCGCGUUUCGCAUGAGUCCCACCGCAUUCGAAACAAAGUAUAAAAUACGUAUGCCGCAGGCAUCGGACAAAAUUGUUUUCUUUGAUCAGCGCCACGGCCGAGCGGCAACGGCAGUUGAUGUGGUGGAAGCGUUGGGGUACAGAGCAGCAACUUACUUCGCAGAUGGGUACAAUGAAUGGAGUAAAUUUACGCAAGGAGAGCAAGAGGAGGACCUCUAA